UCCAACUUUGGCCUCUCACUGUCUGACGUGUGGCCAGUUUGGACGCAAUCCAGAGGAGAAAUGUCGCAGUAUUCUGGAAAGAUCUGUUUUUAUGAGGGCCGCUGCUUCACCGGCCGCUGUCUGGAGGUGUAUGGAGACUGCGAUAACUUCCAAGACCGCGGCUUCAUGAACCGCGUCAACUCCAUCCGUGUGGAGAGCGGAGCCUGGAUCUGCUACGACCACCCCGACUUCAAGGGCCAGCAGUACAUCCUGGAGCGCGGAGAGUACCCCGAAUUCCAGCGCUGGAACUCCCACAAUGACCACAUGGGCUCCUGCAGACCCAUCCGCAUGCACGGUGAGCAGUACCGUAUGGAGCUGUUCGAGGGCUGUAAUUACACCGGUCAGUGUAUGGAGCUGUGCGACGACUGUCCAUUCCUGCAGAGCCGCGGAUUCAACACAAACUGCGUCAACUCUGUGCGCGUCUUCGGAGACGGAGCCUGGGUGAUGUAUGAGGAGCCUAACUUCCGCGGCCGCAUGUACAUUGUGGAGAGAGGAAACUAUUGCGGCCACAACGAAUGGCAGGCGCAGAAUCCCCACAUCCAGUCCAUCCGCAGGAUCGUCAACUACUUCUAAACCCUCCGCACAAUCCUCUCUGACUCUCCAUAUGUAAAAUAAACUCUCAGCAACAGCCAGCAAGAUGCUAUUUUAUCACACAAACGUCUCUGUGUCGUCACUCCAUCCACUGCAGCGCUCACACUCUUACUGAUGUUGCAAUCAGCUUUAUUUAUUUUAAGAUAUGGAUCAUGCUAUUCACUAAAUAUGCAUUGAGUUUGAAUAAACGUGACAUUUUUAUAAUGUUGCGAUAGAUUCUGUUUGAAAUAAAUACGGUUCUUUGACAUUUUUCAUCUGUAAAUGCUGAAAAUUCAUCACAAAAUAAGGAAGCAGCUCAACUUUUCAAUGCAAUGCAACAACUUUCAAUGCUGAUAUAGUAAUA
This is a messenger RNA of Danio rerio (zebrafish), 973 nucleotides long. RefSeq names its product crystallin, gamma N2 (gene crygn2). Lineage: Eukaryota; Metazoa; Chordata; Actinopteri; Cypriniformes; Danionidae. The record is from RefSeq and is marked validated.